UUGACCACCAACCCCAAUAAUUGCAGCGAAGACUAAGGACUGGGAGCUUUAGUUCCUCUGGACGGAGCACCAAAUAUACUGAUAGGUUUACCUGUUUCUCUUAAGCUCUUACACACCUCCUGAGUCGUCAGCCCCCGAGGAGGAGAGCUUCUACCCCACAUUCAGGUUCGAUUGAAGGCUGAUUUCCGGAUCAACAAACAAACACCACCAUGACGACCUCAGAUCUGGACCAGCUUGUCGAGAUGGGGUUUGAUAGCGAAAGAGCGUCGCUUGCAGUGUCAAAGACUGGUAACUUACAAGGAGCUCUCGAGUGGCUUGAAGCGAACCAAGACAAGACCCUCGAAGAGAUCAAAGCUUCCGAAACCAAGGCUGCGGACGAUGAAGAAGAAGAAGGGCCCGCUCUUCAGCCGGGUGAAGAACCUCGCAGUCUCGUGUGCAACGAGUGUGGAAAGAAAUUCAGAAGCCAUGCCCAAGCCGAGUUUCACGCUUCGAAAAGUCAACACGUGGACUUUUCGGAGUCAACGGAGGAGCUUGCACCUUUGACCGAGGAGGAAAAGAAAACUAGGCUUGAAGAGUUGAGGGAACGACUGGCAGCAAAGCGAGCAGUUCAGUCGGAGCAAGACAAGAUCGACAAGAAGAGGAAUGAGGAAAUCCGGCGAAAGAGUACCAAGGAGUCUCAAGACGCUAAGGAAGAGCUCGAACGAAAGCAAUUGUUAAAGGAGGCUGCUCAGAAAAAGAGAGAGAAAUUAGAAGAGAUCGAAGCCAAGAAACGUAUUAAAGCCAAGAUUGAGGCAGACAAGGAGGAGCGAAGACUGAAGGCUGAGCGGGAGAGGGCUGGACGCGCAGGGCUUGCGCCUCCUGUUCAACCUGGGGCCGCUCCACUGCCUACGACAUCCGGCCCUCCCACGUCCAAGCCGGCCUCAGCGUAUACAGAAACCCGCUUGAGAUUUCAGACAUCCAAAGGAAACAUCAUGAAAACCAUGCCCGUCGGCACAACCUUGUUCGAGGUAGCUGCAGCUCUGAAACAGGAGGAUGAUAUCGAGGUGCAAGCUUUUUUGCAAACGUUCCCAAGGAAAGUCUUCGACGCCGAAUAUUUUGGAGAAUCUUUGAAGGAACUGGGACUUGUUCCUAGUGCAAGCCUUGUCAUCCAGUGAACAAUGAAACAAAUCUGCGC
This is a messenger RNA of Penicilliopsis zonata CBS 506.65, 1174 nucleotides long. RefSeq lists its product as hypothetical. The coding region runs from base 210 to 1154 and encodes 314 amino acids. The transcript is spliced from 3 exons. Lineage: Eukaryota; Fungi; Ascomycota; Eurotiomycetes; Eurotiales; Aspergillaceae. The record is from RefSeq and is a predicted model, not a curated record. Gene Ontology annotation, molecular function: protein binding.